CCAUGGUGUGUUACUCAUCCAUGGUGUGACCCAAUUUCAUCCAUACAGGUUGCAAGAAUCAUAAACCUAUUGGACAAAUGCAUGGCAGAGGCUCCUCCAUUUCUAUCUUCUUGGUUCCCCUUACUUGCCUCAUUCACAAUCACACCCUCCUUUCCCUGUACAUGGACCAAAUGGAACAACCCUAUCUUCAGGAGUAUGACAGCCUCUUGGAUAAAAUGUGCAGAACCAGUCGGAGAUAUGAAAGACGUUCCAGAACACAACUUAGGUCCCAGCCUAAAUACGUUAAUCAAAAAGGAUGUUAACGGCCUGGGUUUGGUCCUGAUCGAACAUGGAUCCUUUCUGCAGAUUGUUAGUAUUAUUGGGAACAAUUCCGGAGGCAGCAGUAGAGCAGCAAACCUAAAGCCAGGAGACAUCCUGGUUAAAAUCGGCAGCAAAAAUGUCCUGGGCCACAAUCUGCGGGAAUUGCGCCGCCUAGUGGGCGAAAUUCCAAUGGGAACUCAGCUGCAACUUACUGUGUACAGAAAUUAUAAAGACCUCCCAGAUACCUGGAAAACACAGCCAAUGACUACACAUUCAAACGAGAGCAUUCAAUUCAGCAAUGAGGAAGAAGACUGGUCAAGCAGCAGUGAUGAAGAGGACAAUGAUGAACACACUAAAGUAAAGUUCAAGAACUUUAAGCCCCUUUCCUUAUUUUGGCAUGACAAAGGUAUAUACAUCCCACCCAUCUCCAGAGCAUGGCAUGCACCAAAAAAGAAUCGGAAUGUACUCCUGGUUGGCCCCCAUGUUGGCUGUGACAUAGUGCUGCACCAGGCUUUUGACGAUUAUGUCAUUUCCAAUGAUGAUGAGGAGGUCAUCCCUAAUCUUCACCCGCUGUGGUCUGCAGAGUCAGAUACCACAAGCUCCACAUCGUCCUCUUCAUCGUCCACAGACUUGGACUGGAUUCAAACUUCGAGCUCCAUUGGUGGCAAGAAUCCUUUGGAUAAUUUACCCCAACAGGGUCCCAUUCCACAUCCAAAACAGCUAGGGGGGGAGGAGCAGGGUGAGAAGAUAGACACCACUGAAUCUACAACCAUUACCACUACCCUAGAGAGUACUGUUAGCCCCAGGUCUGAAUCCCCGUCACAGAAUUCCAAAAGUGGAUCCUUGAACACUUUCACACAAUCCAACGACACAGACUCAGAAACUUCUACCUCAACAGAAGAUCAGAUGACAGGAUCUUCCAGUUCGGACACAAUCAUUGACAACGCUCACCAACAAAGAGAAUAUUCUAUUUCAAGAUGGCUAAAUAGCACUUUCUCUAAAGACAGAAUUUAUAGCACAAAAAUUGGUCUAAAGUGACCAUGCUCCAUAGAGACCACCUCCAAUUCCUCUUUAUCUAAUCCUGUCAAUAUAUUCUUCUAAUCCUUUCUUCAUGUUUAUUUAAUAUCCCUUUAAAUGUAUCUAUGCCGUUUGCCUAAUAGUAGCAAGUUCCAAUUUCUUUAAAUUCUCUGGCUGAAAAGGUUUCAUCCAAAUUUCUUAGAUUUAUUAGUGACUCUCCUAUUUAUUGUCUUUAGUUCUAGUCUCCCCCACAAGUUGAAAGAUUUUCUCUCAAGGUUACUCUCAGCCUUCUUUUCCUAGCCCAUUCAAAACUAAUGGUUCCAACCUUUCAAGUUCCAGUAUCACCUUUUUGCAUCUUCUCGAAAUCAUUUUUGUAACUUGGAAACAAAAACUGUGCAAAACGUGGUCUAAAAAAAGUUUCUAUGUGACUGCAAAAUAGUUUCACUGCAUUUGAAUUCUAUUCCUUCAGAAAUGAACCCAACUGCUUUGUUGAAUUUUUAUGGCCUUGUUAACCUUUCCAUUUGCUUCCAGCAUGGAUUAUGGUCAACUUUCUGUUGGAAGCAGGGUGACUUUUUUUUUUAGCAGAAUGCAGGCAAUUGCACCAAGCAGAUAAGAACCUUGCCCACAUGACAGCCAGAAGCAUACCCCUUCACCAGCAUAUGGUGCUAGUGCUUGCAUCAAGUUUAAAGAAUGAGUUGUAUUCAGCACAAGGCAGGAUAUACAGUUAAGCAAGGGAAUUCUUAGUUUGUUGACAGAAAAAAAAAGUUGCACAGGGAAGUGUCAGUACUACCAUACAAAGAUUCUUCAAAUAUUAAAAUUCAGAAGUUUCUUUCCUCCUGUGAACAAUUGGUAUGUGAAUAAAGAAUGAUGAGCCUGUUCAAGGGCCACGAUAUAUUUUAUUAAUAGUUACAAUGCCAAUACAGCUCUAAUAGGUGGGUCAUUUAAAAGAAUAAAUUUACAAUUCAUCAAGGAAAGGUGUGUUAGACAAAUUGCCACUGGCCGCCAUGGACUUCUUACCAGAAACAAACUUCUUUGCAGCCUGUAAAGCAAAGAGAGAACGUAUUAGGCUCUAGUGGCUGAAAUAUGACAUCACAAGUCUCUGGGCAAGGUCCUCCCUCUGGAAUAAGUCACUUAAAUAACAAUUUCAAAAUCCAAUGUCAACUAUAUUUCCAAAUUUGAGAUCUAGCUGGCCAGUUGAGGGUGUUUUGCUUUUUUUUUUUACAGGUACCAUGUAUGUGCAAGUUGUUAUUGAAUGAGUUAAAUAUUUCCUUUCUUUUGCCUGCUAUCAGAGUGACAGUUUGAGGUAUGAAUACCUACAGCACUCCCCAGUGCCCACAGUGACCCUGCUCCCCAAUACCCACUGUUCAAACUGUGGAGUGCAGGACAGAAGUUGAACUGCAACCCCCUGCUAGAGUAAAGUACCGUUAGACACCACAUACAUUUAUAAUCCCCAUAGAGACCAAUCACUUUUAAAAGAAAGGAAUUCUCACAACAGCAUUAGAAAGAAAACUGAUGUUGACAAAAAUGUCAUUUAAUUUUUUUCUGUAACAAGCCAACUAAAAACAUAAUUCAAACAUUAACUAAUAUUUUUAAAAAGAGGAGUUGCAUUUUAAAUACAUAAUACAAAGAUAUGUCUCAAGCAUUCCUAUUAUUUCUUGUAUAAACAUCGCAUUGCAUGCAGUCUCAAUCUUUCCAACUCAGCCUGUGUGAUGCAGGAUCUUUCAGUUCCCAGUCAACUGAUUUAAGCCUUGAGUCACAGCAGCUAUUUAUUUUUCCCCAUCUAAAGACUCUGCAUACAGUGAACACCGACAAGGUGUAUUAUAUCUGGAAACCCACUCUGGGGUCACUGGCAUCUCGAUGGUACAUAAUCCCAGAGACUUCUUUUUACAACCCCUUCAAACAGUCUGGUAGGCUCUGGUGACAUGAAAGAGCUGCAAUGGCCGAAUUCACCAUCCCUUGCUCUUCCUAUCUUUAGUUCUCUAUCCUUUCUAACACAACAAUAGUCUUCACUCUGUUCUCAGGGAUCUGGUUCAACACAAGGAUCUGUUCUGAACUGCCAAACAGAAAUCCAAUUGUAGAGAACCUUGCUUGCUUCCACUAUCGCCAAUUGUGGGUAUUCCGAGCUAUGUAUAAUCAAAACCAUGCCGAAACAUGGCACCACUACAAUUAAAUUUCUAUUUAGCCGUUGCUUCUUAGUUUUUCAUCUCAUGGCAUCCUCAGGUCACAUGGGCAUUUCUUGGAAUAUAAUGAUAAUCAUAGUCAAGAGGCUAAUUACCCCUCUUUGAGAAUGUUCACCUCAGUCUCAAAGGAGACAUCACAUGAAAAUAAAAUACAGGCUUUUCCCAAAGCACAUGAGCCAACACAGUACAUACUAAUCCAGCUACCUCAAAGCAUAAGAGGAUGACUGAGUAGCUCUG
Rhincodon typus (whale shark) is the source of this 3734-nucleotide messenger RNA. Its product is annotated as PDZ domain-containing protein 9. The record is from RefSeq and is a predicted model, not a curated record. The transcript is spliced from 4 exons. Gene Ontology annotation, molecular function: protein binding. Bases 82 to 1338 code for a protein of 418 amino acids. NCBI's taxonomy places the organism in Eukaryota, Metazoa, Chordata, Chondrichthyes, Orectolobiformes, Rhincodontidae.